Molecule: messenger RNA, 822 nt
Organism: Puccinia graminis f. sp. tritici CRL 75-36-700-3
Lineage: Eukaryota; Fungi; Basidiomycota; Pucciniomycetes; Pucciniales; Pucciniaceae
Exons: 3
Coding region: 1-822 (273 amino acids)
Source: RefSeq, a predicted model, not a curated record
AUGGAAUCCUUCCCAGCCAGUUCCAUCCCCUCAGGCCUCAUUGCAAGUGUCGCAAGUACCAAUCCAAGCAUCACAGCCCAUAUUGCACCCUGCUGCUCUUGUUUCUCCAACCCCUCCCAAUCCUGCAUGUGCUGGAUCCAAUGCCAAUUUCCGGGGUGCUGUGAAGGGAAAGUGUUGCAAGAAUGGUGCACCGACACCCUACACCAGAAAGAGCAAGCCAGCACCAAAGAUGAGCAUACCCGUAUCAUAAGUGGGGGAAUAGCUCACUACUACCAGUUGACCAAGCUCAAUAAGAAUACUGGAAUUUGCAGUCACAUGCUUCCAGUCAACAUUGAUUCACCAAACUUGUAUGAAGAUCUUCAACAGCGUCUAUGGGAUUUGUUAUGGCCCAAGCUCUUGAUACACAUCUCUUUGAGCCAUAACCAAAAUGUGCUUGACCUUUCAACCCUCUCACUACUGGUGAAAGACCCCACCAAGGAACUUCCAACUAGUAUCAAUACCAGUACUUCAGCCUCAAGAUCUAAUCGGAUCACUUGUACACGUGCAACUCCCCAUAAUCCAAAAGAUCUAGCCAGCAAUGACACAUGGGCACUAGGUGGUACUGGAGGAACUAUCCUAGCCCUUGGAGAUGCAAGCCUAUCCACCCGCUUGAAUAACCUUGGAAAACCCCUCUCAGCAUCCAUCAACAUCAACCCCAAGGGUUGGGUUCUUGCCCAAAGGUUGAAGUUCAACAGUAGUGAUAGUGAUUAUGUAAGGAGUCAGGCGUCCCAUGUCUACCAGUACUUUCAUGCAACUAUGUUUCCAAUCACAAACAACAUCUGA